AUGGGGUCUCUCAUGGCUGGCUGGGACUCGCCGGUUCUUGGCGACGACGGCAAGAAAGUUCUCGCGCGCCGGAACCGAUCGCUGACUAAGGAGGAAGUGGAGGCGUUCUGGAAGCAGCAGCGUCGGAGUCGGAUGUCGUCGGAGGACGGCGGCGAGCUCGCCUCGCCUCUUGCCUCGCCGCCGGCCACCGCCACGUGGCAGGAGAGCCCGUUCGGGAGCUCGGAGAGGCCGGCGGUGGUCCGCGUGGACGGCUUCCUCCCGGGCGGCGGAUCCGGAGACGACGACGCGGCGGACAGCCCCAGCAGGAGCCGCGACUGGUGGACGCGGAGCAGCUGGGCGUUCCUCAACGAGCCGCCGCAGGAGGAGCCCUCCGCCAGGGCGCAGCGCUACACGCCGCAGUUCCACGUCGCACACAUCGCCACCACUCGCGACGACUGA
Molecule: messenger RNA, 438 nt
Organism: Miscanthus lutarioriparius
Lineage: Eukaryota; Viridiplantae; Streptophyta; Magnoliopsida; Poales; Poaceae
Source: the annotation of a GenBank genome assembly